Messenger RNA from Actinia tenebrosa (Australian red waratah sea anemone), 1168 nucleotides. RefSeq lists its product as uncharacterized. The record is from RefSeq and is a predicted model, not a curated record. NCBI's taxonomy places the organism in Eukaryota, Metazoa, Cnidaria, Anthozoa, Actiniaria, Actiniidae. Gene Ontology annotation, cellular component: nucleus. Gene Ontology annotation, molecular function: four-way junction DNA binding; single-stranded DNA binding; 5'-flap endonuclease activity.
CUUAAUUCGAAAAAUCACGUCAAAAAUUAAUCAAAAUGGCCUAAUUCCAGCUACGAUGGGAGUUACACAACUAUGGAAUAUUCUAGAACCGGUGAAACGUCAAGGAGACCUGGCAUCGCUGAAGGGAAAGACGUUAUGUGUGGAUUUAAGUGGUUGGAUAUGUGAAGCACAAGGUUCGAAAGGACUCAAAGCCAAUAUCCUGAAACCUCACCUCAGGAAUUUAUUCUUUCGUGUGUGGAAUUUAACUCGAGUUGGAGUGAAGUUAGUGUUUGUGGUUGAUGGGGAUGCGCCUGAAGUGAAGUGGGAAGCUAUUGUUAAGAGGAAUGAAGCUCGCCAUGCUUAUGAUGGAUGGGGUAAUAAAGGAAUGGRUAGAGGAAGAGGGAGGGGGGUGGCCAAAGGACAGAGGAAAAAAGUAGGACGAUCGAAUUUUAGGAUCUGGGUAAAUGAGUGUACAACUUUGCUUAAACUACUUGGAAUACCCUAUGUAGAAAGUGCUGGUGAAGCUGAGGCACUCUGUGCUUGGAUGGAUGCUAAAAGGGAGUGCACGAUGGACUUUUAUUGUAUGGAUGAUGUUGAGACUAAAAUUUGUCUGAACAGGGAAAAGCUUGUCAGUCUUGCUAUUCUUCUUGGCUGUGACUAUCUUCCUCAAGGAGUACCAGGUGUUGGUAAAGAGAUGGGAUUGAAACUCGUGCAAGCCUUACAAGGUGUUAACCUACUUCAGAGAUUUCAAGACUGGAGCAACUUCAAAGUGUGUGAAGAUGAUAUGUCCAAGAUUGAGAAAACUGUGAAGCAAAAAGCUUCAAAAGUUUCUGGAUUCCCCAACGAAGCGGUUAUCAAUGAAUUCAUGUGUCCUAAACUAGAAACACAGCACCUAACAAUUCCAAAGGGCAACAAGUGUCCCGAUGUUAAAGGAUUACAGGAGUUUUGUUUGAAUUAUUUGGAGUGGCCUGAAGACUACACUACAGAAAAGAUUUUACCUCUUGUGACCUACUGGCAGAUGGAAAAGGGGAUGUCUGUUAAACAUUGUAACCAAAGAUGCGUUGUUACUCCUGAAAGAAUUGUCAAGGCUAGAGUUCAGAACUGGAUCGAAUGUUAUGAAGUCCUUUGGAAGAAUAAUGACAUUGGGGAUGCCUGUCAAUCAACCUUCGUUACCAUAGAAACAAGAUCG